Molecule: messenger RNA, 6033 nt
Organism: Cuculus canorus (common cuckoo)
Lineage: Eukaryota; Metazoa; Chordata; Aves; Cuculiformes; Cuculidae
Product: sterile alpha motif domain-containing protein 9-like
Exons: 2
Coding region: 658-5400 (1580 amino acids)
Cellular component (GO): cytoplasm
Molecular function (GO): protein binding
Source: RefSeq, a predicted model, not a curated record
AACCAGCUGCGGUGCUGCAGGCCAGCACUGAACCUCUCUUAAUGAAGGAUGUCACCUAUGAGGCCGGGUCACCUCCCGAAAAAGAAAAAUCUGUUGGGUUGGGCAGCGAGUUGAACUGCUUCAUGGAAAAUGCAGUGAGCACCAGAACAGAUGUGGAACAAAAGGAGAAAAAAGGGAGAGGGGGAGACGGUACCCACACACAAAAAAAAAAGGGGGGGUAGAAAAAAGGGAGUGGAAGGAGCAAGAGGGAGGGCAAGGGGAAGACAGUAAGAAGUAACAAGCAAGAGAGGAUGUCCCACUCAGGGCUACAGUAGUGCUGGGCCUCCUAGAGUCCAAGAUCUAAUGCGAAUGGCUGUUUGAUGGGCGCAGUUGCUGUUGGGUGUUGCUCGAGCAACAACCCCCUCCUGCGCACACGCACGUGUGUUUCAGAACGGCCGCCUUGCACAGUACAGGCAAACACAAGCAGCCUAGCGGCAAGACUGGCCUGUCAGAGGUACAGGAAUCACCUGGGAUCAAAUAGGUGGGAAGGGGGCUGGGAAAAUAGAAGAAAUGCGCCAACUUUAGCUAAUACAAGAAUAUCAACUGCAAAUAUGAAGAGUUACUUCCCCCCCUCUAGGUUUUUGAUCCUGAACGGCAGCAUUUCCCUCAUCAAAGGCAAUGGACUACGAAACGUUACCUCUGAGUGAGUGGGAUGAGAAUCAUGUCCAAUGUUGGCUAGAAUCUACUGGAAUCAAGAAAGAGUAUGUAGAAAAACUACAUGCGGAGGAAGUGACAGGUCCAGUGCUACGGGAACUGGAUGAAUCUUUCCUCAGAAAGAUGGGGAUGAAGGGAGGCCAAAUCCAAUUGUUAAUCCGCAAGAGAACUGAACUUUUGCACUUACCGGAAAAUGCACAGCAAGGCAAGCCUUCCAGCAGCAAACCAUCAGACAAAACUACUACAGAGAGAGAUUCAGUACGACCCAAAACCUCCCCUGCUCAAAAAUCUUCCAGUGGAGACAGUGGUGGUCCAGCAGAAAAAAACAGCAGAGAGAAAACAGCUUCUACUUCUGGCAAGAAACAAAAGAGGAGUAACAACUCCCAACUUAAAAGCACUGAAGAGGGUUUACAGCUCAGCAACUGUCGCCCAUUUAGAAGUCAGAAUGCCGAUUUCAAGUACGUGAAAGAUAAAGUUCUUUCUCCAGAAACAGGAGUCAAUGAUUUAAUCGCUCCUUGCCAUGAAUACAAAUCUUUCGCCACUGCUGCAGAACUGAACAAAAAUCAGCUGCAAUCAAAAUUUGCCUGCGAAGUGAUACGGUUUGCUUCAGCCUGCAUGAACAUUCGAACAAACGGCACCAUACAUUUUGGUGUCAUGGACAGCGUUGGGGAUAGCGGUUGGAAACAUGGACAGAUCAUUGGCAUAAAGGUCAAAGAGCGAGAGCACUACGUUGAUGCAUUAGAUGAUUAUAUAAAAAAAUGCUUCAACAAAAGUGAACAAGAAAUUGCAAGGAAAUGUAUCCACUCACCCGUUUUUGUUGAAGUGAUUCCAGAAGAACAAGAUCAAAGGUUUGUGGUGGAGGUUGACAUUGAACCAACAUCCAGCAUUGUAAAAAGCAAAUUUUUUGAAGUGUGUUUGCCAAAAUACAAUGAAAGCUGCCAGAAGGUGAUCCUGACAAAAGAGCGCACUCUCUAUCAGCGACUGGGAGCCAAGUCUGAACCUGUAGAACGCAAUGAUCUUGCUACUUUUAUUCAGGGUUUACCAGACAGGGAUGCUCAAAGAGAAAAAGCUGAGCUCUCCAGCACUCAAGUACAUAAAGAAGUGCCUCAAAAUUUAGGGAGAAAGUUAUCAAUUCUACUAAACGAUGGCAAAAGCUACAUGGAUACUUCCCUGCGGUAUAUCCUUGUCACAAACAGAUGUGAAAAGCAUGACCUGAGCUAUAUCAACUUUUUAAUGCACUUGAACAUCUUCUGUGUCUUUGACUUCGAUGAAGAUUCUAACGUGUCAGGGCUCUACAGCAAGUACAAAGAACACCAUGCAACCAGGCCUUUCUUUUUACAGGAUUUCUCCACUGAAAGCAAGAUUAGCAACUCUGUCUCUCAGAAACAUUCAUGGGAUUUUGCCAGUGAAAGCAAGACUGGUGCCUCUGCCUCUCAGAAACAUUUGUGCCUGUUUGAUCAGACCAGCUGGAUAUUCUGCAAUGGCCGCAGCGACUUCCUUGGGGAUGAAAAACCUUGCGAUGAAAAUACAUGGAUUAGAACGAAAAAAAAGUACCUUAAGAAAGCAAUUACUCAUAUCUGUGAUGAAAUCCUGCCGCAGCGCUCUUUCAUUGUGCUUUUCCUACUGCUAUCACCAGUGCAGAAACCACUUGUGGACACUUUUCAGGAAUUCUAUACAGAGAUGAACGGCGCAGAGUACAUCGUUUGCAUUGCGGAGUCCAGAGAAAACUACGAGAAGUGGGCUUAUCUAGCUCAGGCAUCCUGCAGCAUCGAGACACUCGAACAAUGCAGUGUUGUGGGUAUGAAAUUAAGUCACGUAGAUGCCACCAUCCAAAAAAUGCUGCCUUCCACAGCACAACCCAGACAUCUGCCAGUUUCCACUGGAGGCCUAUGUGCGCUUCCUUCCCUAGAAGAAGAGAAACUGUUUUCCCUAGAAAUCCUUUGUGUUGACCAAUGUGAUGAUAUCAAAUUAGAUCUUUUGUCUGAAAAGGAAAUACAAGAAAUAGAACAAAAUUUUUACCGAGGGAGAAAAAUCAUCUGGAAAAACUUCUGGCUUGCUGAGAAAAAACGCUGUGGGGAAAUCAUUGAACGCAAAGCAUGUGAGGAUGCUAGCAAACUCCUAGAUGAUAUUUUACAAGGAAGAGGAUUCAACUGUUCUGUGGCUAAACUCAAAAUAUUCCACCAUCCCGGAAGCGGCGGAAGCACGAUAGCACGACAAGUUCUGUGGAAAAGAAGGAAGGACCUAAGAUGUGCCAUUAUCAAAACUUCAUAUUUACCUACAACCGUCUGUGAGCAUGCACUUGCAUUUAGAGAUUAUGAAGAAAGAGACAUCAGUCAUUGUCUGCCUGUGCUCCUCCUGAUUGAGGAUUAUGAUGAAGACUACUUAGAUGAACUAAAGAAUGAGUUAAUGGAUGCUGUAGCAAUCAGGAAAACCAUUUUCCCCAGACCUUCCUUCAUCCUCAUGUGCUGUAGACGAUCCAAUGACCCGGAAAGGCUUUGCAAGUUUUCUCCAACGGACACAGUUGCUGUCACGCACAAGCUGACAGACUCAGAGAAAAGUCUGUUUAAAGCUAAACUUGAAAAACUGCAGCAGAAAGAUGUCAAGCCAGAAUUUAUACUCACGUUUGUCUUGAUGUGCGAGGAGUUCAAUGAAACAUACGUGAGCAAUUUUGUGGGGCACAUAUUGCAAGGCAUAGACCGCUCUUCUCGUGACACUUGCUUGAUGCGUUAUGUGGCUUUGCUGAAUUUUUAUGUACCCAAUUCAUACCUUUCAUUGUCACACUGUGAGGCUUUUCUGGGAUUGGGGGCGUAUACAGAAAAGAAAGCAAGAGCAUAUGAUUUCAAAAGUCACUUAAGUGAACAAGCAAGAAUGAUUUUUAUUGAGCUAAGGGAAAGCACCACCUAUAUUUCAUCUGUUCAGAUAAUACACUGUCUAGUUGCAAAAGAAAUUCUGCAUCAGCUUUCAGGGAAUGAACCCCAAAGUCAACUUGCAAUGACCCUCCUUCAGGAAAAUACACUCUUUGAAAACAGAUUUGGACGAGAGGAAUUCAUAAAGUUCAUCAGAUAUCUGUUUAUUCGACGUGAUAAAAGAAGCAGGGGUGACACCACCGACACUCUCUUCUCCCCAUUCAUUGAACACGUCUGUAAAGCUGAAGACUGUGAAAAAGCUAUAGCUGUUUUAAAAGCUGCAUAUGAACUCCUUGGGAAAGAUCCCUUUUUUGCCCAGCAGCUCGCCCGACUGCAUUACAACAAUGAAAAAUUUAAAGAUGCGGAACACUGGGCAGGGGUUGCAAAAUUCCAUUUGCCAAAUGAUUCCUAUAUUUUAGAUACAGAAGGUCAAGUCUACAGGAAAUGGUUUAGUUUCAUGGUGGAUAAAAUGACACAGGAUGACGAUCCCGAAAGCAUCAUUCACAAAAUAGAGAUUGCUCUUAAAGCUAUGAAAUGCUUCAAGGCUGCACAACAGGCUGCAAAAGCGGAACGCGAGAGUAUGAAUAACGCCGGCUAUUUCGGAGAAGUAGAAGUAGGAUGUCGUCUUUUAAAAUUUUUGUCCACGGUCCAGGUAUUUCACAGAAGUCCAAAUGGGGAACAUUCUGAGCUUGUGAAAUACCUGGUCACGGAUUACAUUCCCGAGGACAUUGCAAAACCAUGGGGAAGGCUUCACUCCCGCUUAAAAGGCUUACGCCAGAACCUGUACAAUGCUCUAGAAUGGAUUUCAGAAGACCUAAGUUACUUCCAAACAGAUAAAAACCAGGAGAAUGAAGAGGAAGAUAAAAGAGAUGAAAAGGAAGAACAAAUUUAUAAUCCCAGAAAAUGGCUAAAAAGACAGUCCGAGGUAUACGCCAGGUUUUUCAUCUCAAUAUCACUUUUUGACAGCAACCACAGCAGUCCUGAGAGUCAGCUGAUUAGACGCAUGAAUAUUUAUAAGAGUGGUGGAGGCAGCUUCACUAAUAUCCUGUCAUUCUUAUCAGAUAAGAAAGAGAACAGGUCAGCUGAAAAACUAGAACAGAUCCUUGGUUUCUAUACAGAAAACCCGCUGAGGGACAGGCUGGAGGACCAUGAUCUGAUCAACUACAUUUUGUGCCAUAUCACACUGGCAUGCUUGGCACCAGGAUCAGGCAAACUUUUGCCCGCAAACGUUCUUCGUGAGCUCAGUGCAAGAUUCUUUAAAGGAAGAGGACCAUUUCCAGCCAGUGCCUAUUUUUUGCUCACCUUGCUGUACUGGCCAGAUGAGGCAUUAGACAGAGAGCCUAACCCAGACAAAGAUGAAAUUCUGAACACAGCCCUUCAAACCCUGAAACGCUUAUAUGAAAUCAAGAUGAAAGACAUCCCCAACAGAAAGAAAAGAAUCUACACACACUUUUUCCUGGGAAAGGGUUAUGGCUUAACCAAGAUUGUGCACAAAACUAGAAUAGAUAAAUUAAUUAGUGGGUCCUUACACGAGAGGAGAAUGAAGUGGCUACAUGGAACUGUAUGGAAUAUUCCCAUGAUUCGUGACAGUCUCAAAAGAGUUUCUGGUUGGACCAAGGACAGAAAGUUAUUUAUGCGCGGUCACGUGAAGGAGUUCCGUAUCUUGCCACUCCAUCACGAUUCAGUGCCCCCUGGAAACGAAAACGUGACCUUUUAUUUAGGCUUUUCAUUUAAUGGUCUUGUUGCCUUCAAUAUUGAAUUGGAAAAUACUUCACCUGUCAGCAGAACACAAGCUGUUUAGUACACAAACAGUACUGUGCUAUUAGAAGAUACAGCACUGGAAGCAUCCACUGGCACAUUUAAGGAGUGGACUGCACUGGCUGAACAUCAGGUAGCAAGACAGCCACAGUUAACUACAGGAAUGACAAAAUAUCCAAAAAAGUUUGAAACCUAUGAGUAAAACAUACCCUGAAAUGGAAGGCUUUGAUAGUUUUGGAGUCAGCAAAAGCAAGAUUUCAAACUCAAGACAGCAAUAAUUGCAAUAUUUGCUUGGGGACUCAGCACAAGAGACCUACUCUUUCUCCUCCCCAUCCCAAAAUACCUAAGAACUGAGCUCUGGAAUAAACAAGUACGGUGUGGAUCCCUUUCUUCUCAGCUCGCAGAUUAUGAUUUAAAGCUAAAUUCUGUGUGUGCCUGAUAAAUGAACUCUCUUUGCCUAAACCGAUUUAUAAGCUUCUUGCUGACAGCACCGUCUCUGCAACUACUGUGUCAAAUUAAGCUUCUAAUAAUAAAGUCAUGUUAUCCUUGAAAGUUUCACAUUGUUUGAUACUAAUAUUGUCCCUAAAAUUUCCAGAAUACAGCUUAAGUCACACAGCUGAUAUUUUAACCUAAUAACCUUCAGGAAGAAUUACUGUUUCUACAUGAGCUUAAAUUG